Messenger RNA from Equus quagga, 1353 nucleotides. RefSeq names its product Rho guanine nucleotide exchange factor 39 (gene ARHGEF39). The transcript has 9 exons. Gene Ontology annotation, molecular function: guanyl-nucleotide exchange factor activity. The record is from RefSeq and is a predicted model, not a curated record. Gene Ontology annotation, cellular component: plasma membrane. Bases 55 to 1062 code for a protein of 335 amino acids. Lineage: Eukaryota; Metazoa; Chordata; Mammalia; Perissodactyla; Equidae. Gene Ontology annotation, biological process: positive regulation of cell migration.
UGGGAUUUGAAUCUGCGGCGGGCGGCGGCCGGAACUGUGGCCGUCUCCGCCGGCAUGGCGAGCCCUGGCCCCGGCGCUCGGUGUCCGGUGCGAGAGCAGCGCGCCCGUUGGGAGCGGAAACGCGCCCGCACCGCCCGGGAGCUGCUGGAGACCGAGCGGCGCUACCAGGAGCAGCUGGGGCUGGUGGCCACGUACUUCGUGGGGAUUCUCAGAGCCAAGGGCACCCUGCGACCACCAGAGCGCCAAGCCCUGUUUGGGCCCUGGGAGCUCAUUUACGGCGCCAGCCAAGAGCUGCUUCCCUACCUGGAAGGAGGGCACUGGGGACAGGGGCUGCAGGGCUUCUGCCCCCACCUGGAGCUCUACACUCAAUAUGCUGCUAACGCAGAAAGGUCCUGGACCACCCUGCAGGAGCAACUAAAGAGAAACAGACGUUUCCGGAGGUUCCUUCAGCUUCAGGAAAGCCGCCCUGAGUUUGGGGGCCUUCAGCUCCAGGACCUGCUCCCUCUGCCUCUGCAGAGGCUCCAGCAGUAUGAGAAUCUUGUUGUCAUCUUGGCUGAAAACACAGAUCCCAACAGCCCUGACCACCAACAGCUCACACGGGCUGCCCGGCUCAUAAGUGAGACUGCCCAGAGAGUUCACACCAUUGGUCAGAAACAGAAGAAUGACCAGCACCUCCGGCGUGUCCAGGCUCUGCUCAGUGGACGCCAGGCAAAGGGGCUUACCUCAGGUCGCUGGUUCCUACGCCAGGGCUGGCUGUUGGUCGUGCCUCCCCGUGGGGAGCCUCGGCCCCGCAUGUUUUUCCUCUUCUCUGAUGUGCUCCUCAUGGCCAAGCCUCGAUCUCCCUUGCACCUGCUGCAGAGUGGCACCUUUGCCUGCCAGGCCCUCUACCCCAUGGCCCAGUGUGAACUCCACAGGGUCUUUGGCCACUCAGGAGGCCCUUGCGGUGGACUUCUCAGUCUGUCCUUUCCCCAUGAGAAGCUACUGCUUAUGUCCACAGACCAGGAGGAGCUGUUGCGCUGGUACUGCAGUCUGACUUUGGCUGUCAGCGGCCAGAAGAACUAGAGGAAUCUUACAAAUUCCAGAAUCCGGAAUACUUCAGGGAUAGGUCAGAAUCAGGAGGACAAAGGAAUCUUCUUCAGUACUAAACAAAACGCAGGACUCUUCGUGGUUUGAGAAGGACCAUUUUGUGUUUGCCUGAGAACAAGCCAUGCCAGGUCAUUUAACCAGCUCUUAAGAAUGAGGAAACCAGGGGCUGGCCCCGUGGCCGAGUGGUUGAGUUCGCGUGCUCCGCUGCAGGCGGCCCAGUGUUUCAUUGACACUGCUCAUCAAACCACGGUGAGGCAGCGUCCCACA